AUGAAUGCUUCCAUCUGACUCGGGGAUUUUACUUUCUCUUUAUUUUUUAUUGGCCAUUUUUUUUGGCCUUUAGUUUGGGACGCCUUUCAUUUUGGAAACAAAGCGGGAAGCAACAUGCCGGAACAAUCUUUAAUUAUUAAUGAAAUUAAUGAAACGAGUGAAGUAAACACUGAAAAUAAUGCAAAAGAUGUAGUACAAAAAGAGGAAACCACAACGGAAACGAAGGAAACUACUCCGGUGGAAUCUACCCCGACUGAAACCAAACCAACUUCCAGCUAUGAUCUCAACAAGUUUCAACUCCAAAGGAUACUGAACAACAAUACACGAAAUAAGAGUAUAGCUCUAUUGGGAAGUUUUCCCAGUGUUUCAGAAACCGACAGUGCAAUUGUUAUUUUGGAAAAGCAGGCAUUCCGGGAAACGGAUGUUUCUACUAGCAAUACAGCUGAGGGUAAAGAUAAGGUGGGUGAAAGCGAAAAUGGCACUAAGGAGGAAGAGGUGCACGGUCGUGUUUCAUAUUUUGGCAAUGACCUAAAGGUGCAAACGCAUUUCAUUAACAAUGUAUAUGGGAGCUAUCAGUGUACGCCGCCGGCUGAAUUGAAUGGUGUAAAGGCCACUGUAGUCUAUCCUGCCACUGAUAAGCACAUUGAAAAGUAUUCCAUUUGCCAAAAAUAUGUCAUCAAUGAAACUCCUGAAUAUUAUAAGGAUAUUACACUGCCCUAUAUAACAUCAUCCCAGUUCUCCUUAGAGUGGGUCUACAACAUUCUGGAGCAUAAACAAGAAACCGAACGCAUCAUCUACGAGGAUCCCGAUAAGGAGAACGGUUUCAUCCUGCUGCCAGAUCUCAAAUGGGAUGGUCGUAAUGUUGAAACCCUAUAUGUUUUGGCCAUAACCCAUAAACAUGACAUCAAAUCGCUGCGUGAUCUCAAUGCCUCACAUUUACCUCUGCUACGUAAUAUACGUAAACGUUCAGCAGAAGCGCUAGAAAAACGUUAUGGCCUGGCUGCAUCCCAACUGCGUAUGUAUUUCCAUUAUCAGCCAUCGUUUUACCACUUACAUAUCCAUAUAAAUCCCGUGCGCAAUGAUGCUCCCGGUAUUUGGUGUGAAAAAUCCCAUAUGCUCGAUACGGUUAUUAAUAAUUUGGAAUUAAUGCCGGACUAUUAUGAACGUGCAACUCUGCCAUUUGUUUUGUAUGAUGGCAAUAAGUUAUUGGAGUUGUAUGAGGCUAAAAUCAGCAUACGAAAGGCAGCAAAACGUGCGGCGACAGCAGCUGCCGAUGUCAAGGAAGAUGAUACAGAGGAGGGGUUGGCAGCUAAAAAGCCAAAACUUGAUGAGGAUGUUGUUAAAACUACUAUUGAAGAAAAGACAAAUGAUGAGGAGGCGACAAGUGCAUCAUAGGAGGCUGUAAACACUGUUCGAAUUUAAGAAUAAAAUAAAAUCUGGACUAUGCGACAA
Musca domestica (house fly) is the source of this 1452-nucleotide messenger RNA. It is a transcript of the gene Dcps, whose product is annotated as m7GpppX diphosphatase. Lineage: Eukaryota; Metazoa; Arthropoda; Insecta; Diptera; Muscidae. Gene Ontology annotation, molecular function: RNA 7-methylguanosine cap binding; hydrolase activity. Gene Ontology annotation, biological process: deadenylation-dependent decapping of nuclear-transcribed mRNA. The record is from RefSeq and is a predicted model, not a curated record. Bases 115 to 1395 code for a protein of 426 amino acids. Gene Ontology annotation, cellular component: nucleus; P-body. The transcript is spliced from 3 exons.